This is a messenger RNA of Arvicanthis niloticus (Nile rat), 5223 nucleotides long. NCBI's taxonomy places the organism in Eukaryota, Metazoa, Chordata, Mammalia, Rodentia, Muridae. The record is from RefSeq and is a predicted model, not a curated record.
GCCCUGUGUUACCAGGGGCCUCAAGGCCCAGGUGAAGGGUAAGCUACAGGUGGGGACCCAAGGGGUCUCAGGCAGAGGGGGUACCCAGGCCCCUUGGGUCCCCACCUUGGAGGAGGAGGCCUGAGAACGGGCCGCCUUCUCCGCAACGCCCCGCCCCCGCAGCGCCUACGCUGCCCUCUCCUGUUGGCUCUCCAUUGGCCGCAGCGCUCGCCAAUCCAGCCCCCUGGCCGUGAAGGGGGCGUGGCCGCGCGGUGCCGGGCCCCGGGCCGCGUCUGUCGCCGCUGCGCGCUGCGGUACGGGCGGCGGGACGAUGAAGCGGGGAGCACGGCGCGUUCUGAUCCCGUUUGCUGUCCCUGCUGACACCUGAGCCGCGGCGGCGAUGCUGCUGAGACCCCUUCAGCCCACAAGUCAACCUACCUGAUUGUCAGCCAUGCCUUUAGUGAAGAGGAACAUCGAGCCCCGGCACCUGUGCCAGGGUGCCCUGCCAGAAGGAAUCACUAGUGAGCUUGAAUGUGUGACCAACAGCACGCUCGCUGCCAUCAUCCGCCAGCUAAGCAGUCUGAGCAAACAUGCAGAAGACAUAUUUGGUGAGUUAUUUAAUGAGGCUAACAACUUCUACAUCAGAGCAAAUUCCCUUCAAGACAGAAUCGAUCGGCUUGCUGUCAAAGUCACCCAGCUGGACUCCACGGUGGAGGAGGUCUCGCUACAGGAUAUCAACAUGAAGAAAGCAUUCAAAAGCUCUACCAUCCAAGACCAGCAGGUGGUUUCCAAGAACAGCAUUCCCAAUCCUGUUGCUGACAUUUACAACCAGAGUGACAAGCCUCCGCCGCUGAGCAUCCUGACACCAUACAGAGAUGACAAGAAGGAUGGGCUGAAGUUCUACACAGAUCCCUCUUACUUCUUUGACCUCUGGAAAGAAAAGAUGCUGCAGGACACAGAAGACAAGAGGAAAGAGAAACGACGUCAGAAGGAGCAAAAGCGCGUAGAUGGCACCACCCGAGAGGUGAAAAAGGUUAGAAAAGCCAGAAACAGGCGCCAGGAGUGGAAUAUGAUGGCGUAUGACAAAGAGCUUAGGCCUGACAACAGGUUGUCUCAGAGUGUGCACCAUGGAGCAUCCUCCGAGGGAUCUCUGUCCCCAGACACUAGGUCUCACACAUCCGAUGUUACCGAUUAUUCUUAUCCUGCUACUCCCAACCACGCUUUGCAAGCACAGCCAGUGACACCUUCCUACACGGCUGGUGAUGCGCCACUGCAUGGAACCACAAACCAAGGAGCUGAGCACGAGUACCGACCCUCGUCUGCCUCGGCACGGCACAUGGCCCUGAACAGACCUCAGCAGCCACCGCCCCCGCCUCCUCCCCAGGCUCCAGAGGGGUCCCAGGCCUCAACGUCAGUGGCUCCAGCCGACUAUGGGAUGCUUCCAGCACAGAUAAUUGAAUACUACAAUCCCUCAGGACCACCACCACCUCCCCCUCCACCCAUGAUUCCUUCAGCACAAACUGCCUUCGUCAGCCCUCUGCAGAUCCCUGCGCAGCCCCCAUUCCCUGCCUCAGCCGGCUCCACAUACCCUACUCCACCUCACCAGCCCUCCACUGGGCUCCUGGCCACAGCACCACCACCCCCAGGCCCCCCACCUCCUCCACCUGGUCCUCCUGGCCCCUCCUCCCUGUCAUCCUCCCCAAUGCAUGGUCCCCCUGUGGCUGAGGCAAAGCGCUCAGAGCCUGCACAGCCACCCAUAAGUGAUGCAAGAAGUGACCUCCUGGCUGCCAUCCGGAUGGGAAUCCAACUGAAAAAGGUGCAGGAGCAACGUGAGCAGGAAGCCAAGCGGGAGCCUGUCGGGAAUGACGUGGCCACGAUCUUGUCUAGACGCAUUGCUGUGGAGUACAGCGACUCAGACGAUGACUCUGAAUUUGAUGAGAACGAUUGGUCCGACUGAGUUGCAAGGGCCAGGCGGCCGGUGGAUAGCCAGGCACCAUAUGCAAGUGUGUUAGGAGCUCCAGUGAUCUCUGCACCCUCACAGUGGUAUUACCUGUAGCUUUAGUACCUUUUGUAUUAACAGUGUGAUAUUGCUUCUGCACAUCCUUCUGGAUUUGUUGAGUAUUUACUGUGUAAUACUUAAGUGCCACUAAACACAGCACACCGUGCUGCACACCAGGAAAUUCACAGUAACUAGUGCAUCAUCCUGAAGUAGCAUCUUGCUUUCCUCUCAGCUGCGAGAGUCUCCUCUCCUGUCCAUCUUGACUUGGUGGGCUUGCCACGUGUCUGUGCAGCUGCCCCAUGUCAGCUCUUUUGCAAGAUCAAUAGCUGUGUGUCUCAGUGAUGUCUUCCAACCAGUGGGUGAUAAUGCUUUCCUGUUUCUUUUCUUUGCAAAUUAAAUUCCAGAUGGACAUGGUUGUAGAGGGGGAAAGUUUAACAGAUCGGAAUGAGAUGUAUCUGUGUUUGCACACUUGGCCUGGUAGCCUCCAAGGAAAUGUGUAUGUUCAUUUGCUUUCCUUAUCUUGGCACUUACAACAGAGAGCAGAGAGCACGCAUUUUUAUGAGGGGAACCCUGUGGGUACUCAGGUGGAAAGUUCCCACUGACUUUUGCAGAUGGAACUCACUUUAGUGGCUAGCCCUGAUAGCGUGGGCACCAGUUAGCCAGGCCGUGUAUAAGCUGCAAAACUUGCAUGGUAGAGCUGCUGCAUCUGGUUCCCUCCUACUCCACCCAGUGGGAAAGGGACUACACAUUUUAUUUCCUGGGAUCCCUGCUCCUCUGUUCACCAGGGAGUGAGCAUAGUUCAGCACCUCACUCCCCUUGCUCUGAAUCAUGGAAGCUUGGGUUUAGCUGAGAGAUGCCGCCAGCUGUUCACGACCCAUGGUGCUGUGGCUGGAUUCACAUGCAGUCUCUCAAACAGGGCCACACCCCUCCUGAAGCACAGCUCUCUCUCCUCUUGUGUUGUUGGCACAUUUUAAAAUUUUAAAAGUACCUCACAAGAUAAACUUGAUUUAGCCAGUUGCCCUGGCAGAGACCCUGACUUCCCCUCUGCUGCCCUGACCCUUUUACCAAAUGGAGAUUCCACAGUCCUGGCUGAGGCAGGGGCUCAAAGUCCAGUGUCUGCUUUGCAAUUCUGCAAGGACAGCUGCUUAUUUAAAUAAGUCAUUGUGGUGUCCCCAGGUUUGGGUUAUAGGUAGGACCUUGCAGAGGGGCCAGGACACUGCCUUCCCUUAGGUGCAUAUUUAAAUGGCCUGCAGCUCUUAAUAGCUCUCACUUUUUAUGAAAAAAAAAAUUUAGAUCUGGGGUGACAUUGUUUCAGUCGAUAGGGAGUGCCUGUGGGGUAAUUAAAAGUGAGUUUUGCUCAUGAGUUUGGGGAUGUCACCCAGCCGCCCACAUCGCCUCCUGUGUGUGUGGACACCUGUCCCUUGGGCAGCUGUCCUGUAACACCUGCCAGUGGUAGGUUUUACUCAUGUCAAUCUGACACUGAAAGCCCCAUCUGCAAGCCCCUUCCCAUGCCCUGCUUUGGUAUGUGUCUGAGUGCUCUGUGCUGUCCGAUGGUCAUCCUGGAGCCUGGACACACACGGGCGUGGCUGUGACUCGCUGUCAUAUUGGUAAUCGCUGAGAAGCUUUUUUGUUUCUCUCAUUUCUGUUUUCCAAUACUGAGACCUACCAUGCUGACAUCAUUCUCAUGACUUUUACAUUUUGAGCCUUUUGUUAUCCUUCCAGUAGCUUGUCUGUGUUAUUCCUCCUGUCUCCUGCCUGCCCUGUAGAACCCCAGCAGUCACAUUGGCAGCACCCGUCUGUUUGGUAGGGUCCUCAUGCUCUCAGGGUGGAGGGAAGACAUUAAAGCUACCAGCCAUUGCCAGGAUUUCUUCUACUGAUGUCACAUCAGAAUGAAACUAGUGGCUCUUUACUCACAAAUGUCACGAGCUUAUCCAUUGUUGCUUGUCCCGUAGUUUUGCCAAGAAGUUAAUUUUAGUUUGAUUCUAUAGCUAGAGAGAAAGCUUUUGCCCAUUGCAUUCUGUAACCUUCAGAAGAAUGGGAAAUGACUAAAAUCCAAUUCAGAUUAUUUUUAGAGAUUCUUUUUGGCAAAUUUGAUUUAGUCUAAAAUUUAAAUCCAAGUUGCUUCAAUACUUUACAGAAUGAGAACAAAGUAAAAAAAGUUUAGAUUUUCGAUUUUCAUAUUCUAAAAAAGUAUUUACUAAAACAAAUGGAGAACAGACUUUAGUAGCAUGCUUGAUUUCUACACAUUUCAUGCUUACAUUUACAUCUACAGGUUUUAAGGUUGUUUUAUAUUAUCCCCAGUUUUAGUGUUCCGUAUGCAUUUUAGCUGAGUAUCCGAUACAGUAUUUUCUCAUGGUAUAGACUCAGCCAGAUGGAUAGCUGGAGGGGUGGCUGGCUGACUGGCUGACUGGCUGGCUGGAUGAGUGGGUAGGUAGUUAUGUGGAUGGCUGGGUAGAUGGACAGAUGGAUGAGUGGAUGGGUGGGCUGGUGGGUGGGUAGGUGAAUGGAUGAUAGGUAGGUUGAGUGGGUGGAUGAGUAAAUGAAUAGGAGUGGGUGGUGGGUGGAUAUAUGGAUGAGUGGAUGGGUGGGUGGAUUGGUGAUAGAUGAAUGGGUGAGUGGAUGGAUGAUAGGUUGGUGGGUGGUUAGGUGAAUAAGUGAAUAGAUAGAUAUAUAGGUCAAUGAGUGGAUUGGGAAGUAGGUGGCUGAAUGGAUGGUAAAUAGAUGGAUCGAUUGCAGAUAAAUGCAUGAAUGGAUGGAUGCAUACAUGCACGCCUGGAUGGAUAGGCGGAUAGAAGAUGCCUGAGUCUGCACAUAACUGCACUGAGAAGGCAAGUGAGUGUACUAUUAGCACCUAACCCCAAGCUUCAGUACUUAGGUUUUAUUUACUAAGACACUAUUAGAAGAUGGAUGUUUUCAUCCCAGUACAUUUUUUAACACAUCAAGUCAUUUAUGAGCAUAGUAUGAUGAGGGGUGUGAAAGCUUUGUAAUAUUUUCAGCAGAAAUGUGUGAUACAUUUGAAUCCAUUGAAGUCUGGAGGGAGUGUGUCAGCCAGAGUAGCAGGGUGGUUUUGUUUGUUUGUUUGUUUGUUUUAUGAAGGACAGUAUCUGUUAUCUUGCAGUAUUAUCAAUGCAGUUGUAAAUUGAAUCUAAAGUGGUAUUAAAAACUGUCAAACAAUUUUUAAUCUGUUUGUAUAUCUUACUAUAGAUCACAAGUAACAUCUAAAUAAAAUUACACGUGUAACCCUA